UCCAACAACAGGAGAGCAAGAGCCAGGCAACAUGGCGGACCUGGGGAAGAAGUACUGCGUCAACUGCCUCGCAGACGUCACCAAUCUGCGGCUCCGCUGUACAGAUUGUCCGGACAUCGAGCUGUGUCCAGAGUGCUUCUCGGCGGGUGCAGAAAUUGGCAAUCACCGGAGAUGGCACGGCUACCAGCAAGUCGACGGUGGCCGGUUUUCUCUCUGGGGUCCCGAAGCAGAGGGAGGAUGGACCAGCAGGGAAGAGCAGUCGCUGCUCGAUGCCAUCGAACAGUAUGGCUUUGGCAACUGGGAGGACAUGGCCUCUCAAGUGGGACCGUCUCGAACUCCUCAGGAGGUCAUGGAGCACUACGUCACCAUGUACAUACAUGGGAACCUGGGCAAGGCCUGCAUCCCUGACAGCAUCCCUAACCGGGUGACUGACCACACUUGCCCCAGCGGGGGUCCGCUGUCGCCGAGCCUCACUACACCGCUGCCACCACUGGACAUUACCCAGGCGGAGCAGCAACAGCUGGGCUACAUGCCGCUGCGCGACGAUUAUGAGAUCGAAUAUGACCAGGACGCAGAAAAGCUCAUCAGUGCGCUUUCGGUCAACUACGACGAUGAGGACGUGGAAAUUGAAAUGAAACGUGCCCACGUGGACAUGUACGUGCGAAAACUUCGAGAACGCCAGAGACGCAAGAACAUUGCUCGGGACUACAACCUGGUUCCGGCGUUUCUGGGCCGUGACAAGAAGGAAAAAGAGAAGGACAAGCCCGGAGCAUUAGGAGGUGCGGGAGCUGUUACAGGAGUAGGUGGCGCUGGUGUGGCCGGUGGUGCCGUCGUCUCUGGUUCCACACCAGCAGCCGUGUCGGGUCCAAUUCCAAGUACACCCAAGAGGAAGAUCACCAAGGAGGAGAAGGACCAGCGCGUCCGACUACGGGGUCUGUGCCAGUUCAUGGCACACCGGGAAUUUGAAGACUUUUUUGAGAACAUGCACAAAGAGCGUGCGCUGAGGGCCAAAGUGCGCGAGCUGCAACGGUACCGGCGCAACGGCAUCACUCGCCUUGACGAGUCUGUGGAAUAUGAAGCAGCGCGGCACAAGCGUGAGAAAAGAAAGGAAAACAAAAAUGUCAUCUCGAAAAGGAGCAGCGGGGGAGGACUGGGUUCUGGGGUGGGUGGUGCAGGAGGCGGUGGCGGCAUGUCAGGAGGGCUGGGUGUUGGUUGUGCCAUCAAGGAAGAAGGCAAGGAAGGAGAGUUUGCCGCUAUAGAGAACCUGACUGGGUUUGAGCUGCUGUCGGACCGAGAGAAGGUUCUGUGUAACUCUCUCAAUUUGAGCCCGGCCCGAUACCUGACUGUAAAGACUAUUAUCAUCAAAGACCACCUGCAGAAGAGACAGGGGAUCCCCGCUAAGAGCCGGCUCCCCAGCUACCUGGACAAAGUGCUGAAGAAGCGCAUCCUCAGCUUCCUGACGGAGAGCGGCUGGAUCUCCAGAGACACGGCGUAGACUCUCACACGCCGUCACACAAGCCCCUUUGAUCAAGACAUGUAAAUAUGUAAAUGCACAAAGAAGAGUCCCUCUUGGAAUAAAAAUAUAUUUUCUUACCAGAUUCUGGGGCAAAACACUUUUGUACUGCUGCGAAAGGGCCGCUAGCUGUGUUUUGGUUCAACGAGGCAGAUCAGUGAUGCUGGCUUUGUUCCAGACGUGUGCCCCGAGUGCAAGGUUCUAACAUUACAUGCCUUAAUUGUCCAAAAAAUUGUACCUUUUAUUUAUACGUGUUUACAAGCUUUCCUUUGAGCGAUGACUGUAGCAGCUUCGAAGCUCAUGAAAUGUAAAUGUAAAUGAAUCUGGUCAUUCUGAAGUGGUGGUUGGCGAGAAGACUGUGAGGGAUCAGUAUUGACUACUGAUCUAUUGGCAGCAAUGUUGAAUACCAACGUUAGAUUUUUUUAUUCAGCUGCAUUGUACUGACAGAAGUUCUCAUGAUAUUAACGCCAAAUGUGUUUCCAAGGACUUCUUCAUUCGAUCAAACCAUUCUGAAAUGUUUUGUCAGGAGUCAUCACUACUUGUAUUUCCUCCUGUAUGAUGUCUUGUAUGAACUUUCCGCUCCUGUGCUCAGAGUUUCUGCAGUGUUUCCUACCACUCGACAUUUUUACAGAUUUUCUAAUGCGUUUGCACACGAGAAGUGAUGCAUGUUUGUGCUGGUGUACGAGUGGACACACAUUAAAGUGGAGACAUUGACUUGC
This is a messenger RNA of Synchiropus splendidus (mandarinfish), 2232 nucleotides long. RefSeq names its product transcriptional adaptor 2B (gene tada2b). Bases 32 to 1495 code for a protein of 487 amino acids. Lineage: Eukaryota; Metazoa; Chordata; Actinopteri; Syngnathiformes; Callionymidae. The transcript is spliced from 2 exons. Gene Ontology annotation, biological process: regulation of transcription by RNA polymerase II; chromatin remodeling. The record is from RefSeq and is a predicted model, not a curated record. Gene Ontology annotation, molecular function: transcription coactivator activity; chromatin binding; zinc ion binding. Gene Ontology annotation, cellular component: SAGA-type complex; nucleus.